AUCAAUUUCAGUAAUCCUAACUUUCAUUAAUAUAAUUUUAAUAAUACACUAACAUGACAGCAGAAAAUAGGAGACAAUCUUGUUCAUUAGCUUUUUCCCAGUCAGAUGAUAAUAAAUCCGAUGAACUCGACGAUCUUUCUAUCAUCAACCAAUUCACCCCUUCGUAUAGCUCUGUAACACAGGAUCUGGGGAAAGAUGUGGUGCAACGUGUUAUUGAUGAAGUUCUUUUCGAUCAAGGGGGCGAAUAUCAAGGAUCAUCCACAGAAUGCUCUUCUAACAAGCCGGAGUCAACCCCGUCCACCGGCAGCCCGAGGGAUAUUGGAAAGCGCAUAAAUUAUUGGCAGAACUAUUUGAAAGAGCAUGCAAGGAUUAGUGAAAAACUUGCCGCAGCAACAGGGAAGCAGCCUUGCGAACUCUUACUCAAUAAAACCGAAGAAUAUCGGAAAAUUCAACAGUGUAAAAGAUUAAUGGAUGUGGCUGAAAGAUUGAGCCCAACUCGUUUGAUUUCAAGAGAGCCGGUCAAGCUCAAGGAGGUCCCCUGCGGCCCGGAUAUCUAUUCAAAACUUCCCUUAACUGAACAACAGGCCAAGCCUAACAUUACACUCACAGAGAUGCCUAAAGUUGCUCUACAGGAGCAAGGUAUCGACGAAUGCGAACCCACAAGGAAGAGUUGGCUCCGCUCGGAAUAUCUAGGAGAUGAGUUGGUGGCCACAAAAGAUAAUUUGGGCCGCGUUAUCGAUCACUACCCGGAUAUGGAAAACCUGCAAAUUGUUGGCACUAAGAUCGUACCUACAGGACCAAAAAUACAAGUGUUGACCGAAGAAGGAGAAGCGGUCAGAAAGGUGGAAUUUCUAGUUACAGACGCUUGGUACCGUGACAAAGAGCCUUCAUUAGAGUACGUGUUAUCGAUCAACGGCAGGGAGUUCGAUGCAGAGAAAAAAACCCAAGGAAAUGUGAAUUUCUGGCGAAUAUUUGAAGCGCAGCCUUGUCAACAGGAAAUACAAACACUGACAAUUCGCAAUAGAGGUUGGAAGGCUGUCGACAUCGGGUGGAGUCGAGUAAAACCUAGACGGGUCAGAAUCCUGGCACACAAUGCGCAUAUCUACCCAGCGUUUUACUUCAAUAAGAACAUGCUGAGAAUUCAACCAGGAACUGUGGUGACGGUGGAAUUUGUUUUCUGUUGCCGGGAGUUUGGCAUUUAUGAAGAAUGUUGGGAAAUGAAACUGGUACCAAAAUUUCUUGCGGGCAAAUCGAUAAUGACGGUAUCCCUAUUCGGACACUGCCAACAGGACGAACUGGAUGUUACUAAGUUCUAUGAAAUUGAACAUGCGCUAGCGGAACGGGCAGCCGCGCAAAUUACAAAGGAAAUCCUUUAUGAUGUGGCCACACGUGUAACAAAAGACCCUCCUCCGGAGAGUCCUUAUCACUUAAACUUUUCUGAAAGUGAACUCUUCACAUUAAUCAACCCGAAUUUGCAUUACAAUGAGGAUAUCGUUGAACAGCUGAAGGACAUGUAUACAGAACUGAUACAGGAAGAUUACACCAAAACUUGCAAAACGUGGCGUUUCGACAUAAAAGAAUUGAAAAGCAUGAUUUUGGAUAUUCCUGACGAUAUCAAAAGAAAAGAACUGUAUGUUAAAUUCAAUAAGUUGAUAAAAGAUAUGAGGAUGAAUCCAUCAGUCUUCCGUCCAGAUUACAAAGAGCAAAAAUUCUUACUAGUUAAGAACGUACUGCUUGGACUAGCAGACAGCAUUGAGGGAUCGGCUGAUAAGUUGGCAGAUACUAUUCUCGCAACUGAUUACGAUUUGAAGUUUGAUGAGGUCCUUGUGAAAGCUGACAAGUUGCACAAUCAUAUUCCUGUAAGUAGUGAAGAGUGGAGCGACGAUAAUGAAACUGGUGCUAAGUUGGUAUGUGUCGUCAAAGCGGAUUUGAUUCGGAAGAAAAAGCAAGAAGCUUUCCAAGAGUCCUUAUACGUUCAGGCGUAUGGACACCUCUGCACUGCUGCUGACCAAAUUGUGAGCAUUGUAGAAGGGAUGAAAAAUUUAGAAUAG
This is a messenger RNA of Hermetia illucens (black soldier fly), 2051 nucleotides long. Its product is annotated as MYCBP-associated protein-like. Lineage: Eukaryota; Metazoa; Arthropoda; Insecta; Diptera; Stratiomyidae. The transcript is spliced from 2 exons. Bases 54 to 2051 code for a protein of 665 amino acids. The record is from RefSeq and is a predicted model, not a curated record.